Metarhizium album ARSEF 1941 is the source of this 3831-nucleotide messenger RNA. Its product is annotated as patched sphingolipid transporter. The transcript is spliced from 2 exons. Bases 1 to 3831 code for a protein of 1276 amino acids. The record is from RefSeq and is a predicted model, not a curated record. NCBI's taxonomy places the organism in Eukaryota, Fungi, Ascomycota, Sordariomycetes, Hypocreales, Clavicipitaceae. Gene Ontology annotation, cellular component: membrane.
AUGCGUCACCAAGUCGUGACUCUUCUGGGAGCGGCGCCAGCCAUCGUCGCCGCUCUAGCAAGCGCAGAUGUCUCUCCCCUGACACCCAAACACGAAGCCGGCCGGUGUGCCUUUCGGGGCCAAUGUGGCAAGCAAAGUUUCUUCGGCAAGGAGCUGCCAUGCGUCGACAACGAUGUGGCCAAAGAACCCGCCGCAGAUCUGCGAAAGGAGCUUGUCGACCUCUGCGGAGCCGAAUGGAAUGAUGGACCGGUGUGUUGCACACUGGAACAGGUUCGAUCUCUCAAGUCCGAGCUCGGCACGCCCAACACACUUAUCGGAUCGUGUCCGGCCUGCAAAUACAAUUUCUUCAACAUGUUUUGCAAAUUUACAUGCUCUCCCGACCAGUCCCUCUUUGUCAAUGUUACGGAUGCUGCCCCUAAAAACGGCAAGCUGCUCGUGACUGAGCUCGACCAACUCAUUUCCGACGAGUAUGGCACUGGCCUGUAUGAUAGCUGCAGGGAAGUCAAGUUUGGUGGCGCAAACAGCCGUGCCAUGGACUUGAUUGGAGGUGGCGCUAAGAAUUAUCAUCAAAUGCUCAAAUUCUUGGGCGACAAGAAACCGCUGGUCGGAUCUCCCUUUCAAAUCAACUACCCCGAAUCAUACCAAGAACCCAACAUGGGCCCGUUGGGUAUGACGCCGAAGAAGUGCAACGACGAAGAUCCCGACUACAGGUGCGUUUGCGUCGACUGUCCCGCCGUAUGCCCCGAGUUGCCAGCCGUGGUAAAGCCUGGAUAUUGUCAUGUAGGCGCUCUGCCUUGUCUCUCCUUUGCCUCCAUCCUCGCCUAUUCCGUGCUGCUCUUUGUCUUUGGUUCCUCGGUAUUUGGUCAUGUUGCAUGGAGACGUUAUGCGCAGCAUCGAGUGGAAAGAACUAGACUGCUGCAUGAGUCCUCUCACAGCGACGAUGAAGACGAGGGUGGGCCGGUUUUGACCGAAGUCAUGAGAGAUCGCCCUACCAAGCGGUAUUGGAUCAAUGACAGGUGCGAUGACUUGUUUUACCGGCUUGGCCAUACUGCAUCCCGCUUCCCCGGCCUUAUCAUCGGCACGAGUCUCUUGGUCGUGGCAAUCCUAAGCGCUGGAUGGUUCAAAUUUGACCUUGAAAAGGAGCCAGCAAGGCUUUGGGUCAGCCCGUCCUCGCCGGCUGCGCAGGAGAAGGCAUACUUCGAUUCCAACUUCGGACCCUUCUACCGCGCUGAAAAGAUCUUUCUGGUGAAUGACACGCGGCCUGCCGGCCCUGGACCAGUGCUCAGUUACGAUACUCUCAAAUGGUGGGCCGAGGUCGAGAAGAGCAUCGCGCAGCUAGAGAGCAAGACUUACGCGAAGAACCUUCAAGACGUUUGCUUCAAGCCGGCAAACGAUGCCUGUGUGGUCCAGUCAGUCACCGGCUACUGGUCCGCCAAGGGUGGCGUGAUCAACCCCAAGACUUGGAAAGACGAUCUUCGCCAGUGUGCCAAUACCCCCGUCGACUGCCGACCCGAGUUUGGCCAGCCUAUCGAACCGCGCAUGGUGUUUGGAGGUUACGAGGAUGAUGUCACAGAAGCACAGGCAAUCACGGCUACUUGGGUCAUUCGGAAUGCAGCAGAGGGCAGCUUUGUCCAACUGGCAGCCAUCGAUUGGGAAAAUUCACUCCGAGACCGCUUGCUCGAGGCGCAGGAAGAAGCCCGAGACCGGGGCUUGCGAUUGUCCUUCAACACUGAAAUCAGCCUGGAAGAAGAACUCAACAAAUCAACAAACACUGAUGCCAAGAUUGUAGUGAUAAGCUACAUUGUCAUGUUUAUCUACGCUUGCAUGGCGCUUGGCACACCCUUCAAGCAUGUGUUCAGAAACCCGGCACUGCUACUCGUUGAGUCGAAAGUAACACUGGGAUUACUGGGCAUCAUCAUCGUCCUCAUGUCGAUUGCGGCGUCGAUCGGCUUCUUCUCCUGGGUCGGCCUGAAGGCGACGUUGAUUAUUGUCGAGGUCAUUCCAUUUAUUGUCUUGGCCGUCGGUGUGGACAAUAUCUUCCUUAUCGUCCAUGAGUUUGAAAGAGUCAAUGUGAGCUGCCCCGAUGAAAUGGUCGAAGAACGUGUUGCAAGAGCACUCGGCCGUAUGGGCCCAUCGAUUCUGUUUUCUGCCCUGACCGAAACCGUUGCAUUUGGCCUGGGCGCCGCAGUAGGCAUGCCUGCAGUGCGUAACUUUGCCGCGUAUGCAGCCGGGGCGGUGCUGGUCAACGCCAUCCUGCAAAUGACCAUGUUUGUGUCAUUCCUGUCGCUGAAUCAAAUGCGGGUAGAGGACCAUCGAUGCGAGCUGUGGCCAUGGUGGCAAAUCAAGAAGGCUAGAAUCCACCUGAAUGGCAGCAACAGCUACGUGGGAGGCGGAAGAGUCUCCGAAAUUGAAGAGGAAAGCUUUUUGCAGGUCUUCAUCAAGAACACAUACGCCCCUACUUUAUUAGCCAAGAAGGUCAAGGUGGGCGUUGUCACACUCUUCCUCGGCCUAUUCGCCACUGCCUUGGCUUUGCUACCUCAAAUCGAGAUCGGGCUCGACCAGCGAGUAGCCAUUCCCGAUGGAUCAUACUUAAUCCCCUAUUUCAAUGACUUGUACGACUACAUGGAAACCGGGCCACCUGUAUACUUUGUCGCCCGCAACUUCGACGUAUCGCACAGAAAAGAGCAACAGGAGGUCUGCUCGAGAUUUACUACCUGCCACGAGCUCUCGCUUACGAAUACCUUGGAACUUGAAAGGCAACGGCCGAAUGUAUCAUACAUUUCGUCUCCAACCGCAAGUUGGAUGGAUGACUUCUUCCUUUGGCUGAAUCCGAUUUAUGAACGGUGCUGCGUGAAGAAUCACACAACAUGUUUUGCAGGACGAGAACCUGCGUGGAACACUACUCUCUACGGAAUGCCAGAGGAUGAGGAAUUCAUUCGCUAUCUUCACAAGUUUCUCGACACCCCUGCGGAUGACGAUUGCCCACUAGGGGGCCAAGCAGCUUAUGUCGAUGCCGUGGUUAUUUCCGAUGACGACAAGAGCGUCAUCGCUAGUCAUUUUCGAUCUGCACAUACACCACUUCGCAGCCAAGCCGACUUUAUCAAUGCAUACUCAUCAGCUCGUCGCAUUGCAUCCGAUAUCAGCAGGAGAACUGGGGCCGAUGUCUUCCCAUACAGCGUGUUCUACAUCUUUUUCGACCAGUACCUAACCAUUGUCCCACUCACUGCCGCUCUGUUAUCUGCUCUGGUUGGCCUGGUUUUUGUCGUGGCCUCGAUACUUCUGGGAUCCGCCCUCACCUCGGCUGUACUCACCGCCACCGUAAUCAUGAGUGUUGUUGAUAUUAUGGGAGCUAUGGCAGUCUUUGGGGUUUCUCUAAACGCCGUGUCCUUGGUCAAUCUCAUCAUCUGCGUGGGAAUAUCAGUCGAGUUUUGCGCUCACAUUGCUCGUGCAUUCAUGUUCCCGUCAAGAACCGUCAUGGAGAGUAACAACACAACUCUCCUGGGGCGCGACGCGAGAUCUUGGACGGCACUUGUCAAUGUUGGGGGCUCUGUCUUCUCUGGCAUUACGGUCACAAAACUUCUGGGAGUCUGCGUCUUGGCAUUUACUCGUUCCAAAAUCUUCGAGAUCUACUACUUCCGAGUGUGGUUGGCGCUGGUCGUCUUUGCAGCCCUGCAUGCACUGGUGUUCUUACCAGUUGCGCUCAGUUUCGCCGGCGGAAACGGCUACGUCGACCCUGAAAGUGAAGGUACUGCCGCUCAGGAUUUGACUGACAGGAGAUGGCGUGCUAUUCGAGUGCACGAUAACAGUGAUUCCGAAGACGAGGAUGAUUAA